CUUAGCGCUGCCCCAAUCUGCCAAAGCAGGACACCCACACCGAGGGGACGCGCGACAACGCGUCGUUGUGCACCCCGCAACGCUGGUUUCCAGCUCCCGGGGCAGCCCCGGAGGAGGGGAGGUAGAUGAUGCGACGCAAAGUGAGGUAAUGCAGUCACCCCACGGUCCGGGCGCCGGCGCGGCGGCGGCGUCGCCCUACGGAGGCAGCCCCGCGCGGGGAAGCAAACGCGAUGCGACAAGCAAGGUGAUGCAGUCGCCCUACGGUCCGCCGGAUCCGGGCGCCGGGGGCGCGUCGUCGCCCUAUCGUCCGGGGGCUACCACAACGUCUCCCUACGCUGCGGGCGGCCCGCUCCCGCCCUGGCCGCGGAGCCGGCGCCGGCGCCCGGCCAGGGGCAAGAAUCUGGAACUGCAAUGGCUGCCGCCGCUGUCGCCGUCGUGGGCGGCGGCCUCGAUACAGGGAGAGGACGGGCGCACGGCGUUCCAGAUGAUCGCCGAUGACGUCGAAGCGCGCCCGCCGCGCAUCUUUUUAGGUGAAAUGGCCAUGGCCGCGACAAAAGUCCAGCGCGUCGAGCGCGGGCUCCAGUGCCGCGCGCGAUUGUGGUGCGUCGACUUACCUGGUGGCGCGACGUACACGCGCCUGGCCCUCGUGGCGGCGUCGUCGAACCCUCCCUCAAUUCACAUGUCGACGCUCGCGCACCACUGGGCGCGCAAGGGGCAAAAAAGGUGGCGCGGCGUCCUCGGGAGAAGGAAGGCGGUACGACGAGCCGAGGCCUACGUCUACAAAGCAGCGACGCUGAUGGCCGCGGUGUGUCGGGGCGGCGCCGCGCGACGCCUCGCGAGAGCGAUGCGCGCGGCGGUCUUCGAGACGGCGGCCUGGCGCGUCCAGCGCGCGUUCCGCGACAAGAUGGUGCGCAAGAUGCUCGCUGAAGCGAGGAGAUUGAGGAGAGCGAGGAUGCGGGGCCGCAUGCAGCGCUGCUGGCGCAUGGCGCUUGGUAAGAGACGGGCAGCUAGGUUCGCCGUGGCGAGCGCCGUGGCCGCUGCGAGAUUAGAUGCGUUGAGCGCGGCGGCUCGAUUAGCGAGAGCUCAAAAGGAGCGCAACAAGCUCGAGCUGCCGCCCGAGGACGCUGUACCAGGACCCUGGGAAGAUGUUGCAGAUCCGGUCGGAAAAGUCGUCGCAUACAAAGCCUGCGCCUUGGUGCCCUUUGAGUGGGAGGUCGCUUCAUUAAUAGGUGGAGACGAGUACGAGAAGCCCGAGGAGAGGAAGGCGGAGGCGCCUAUCGAUGAGUCGAAGGACCCGCUCGCGGCGUAUAAGGCGCGCAAGGCCGCGGCGGAACUGGAACAAACGGAGAGAGAGAAGACCCCGCCCGGCGUGUUAGCUAGAGCUGCCGCCAUCGAUCCAUUGCUGCACGCGGCUCAUGCAUUAGCGUUAGGUGAUGGCAACUGCGACUCCGCAUUAUCAGUGUUGGAGGCGGCCUCGCCGUCAUCAGCCGUGAUGGCUACAAGAGCAGCGUGCCGCCAGCUCGGCUGGGCCUGCGCGACGAAGUACAAGCUCGUGCUGGCCGACUGGCUUGAUGAAGCUCUAGAUCUCAUCAAGACGGCGCGAAGCAUGGACGAGUCGCGCCACGCGGGCGUCUAUUUUGAGAGAGCUUAUUUAAGAAACGCCGUCGUCAUGUGGUCCGAGGGGUAUCGAGCACCGAACGCCCGGGCCUUCUGCGGCGCGGCGCUCGCUUCCAGCAGAGGCGACCCGCACCUCGAGCCCGCCUGUGCGGAUGGACAAGCGCGGGUCAAACGCGCCCGAGAUACGCAAAGAGCGGUGUAUCACCUCGACCUGGCGCGGCGCCUGGCGGAGUCGGAGGGCGGCGGCGACUUAAGUGCAUUUGCGAAUGCCAUGGGUUGUGCCGAGGCCCACGACGCCCUCUUCACGCGAGUUAGGGAUCCCGUCAUCGAACGCAUGCGCGACGUGAGGUGCGUGCGCGACGUGGAAGCUGCUUGUGGCAUAGCUGAUUUUGACGACGCCGAGGCGGCGAAGCCUCCGUCGUCGAGGCCCCAGACGCGGACGCAGCGACCGGACACGGCGUCGGGGAGCUGGCACGUCCGCGUCUUUGCCUGUGGCGACGCCUUCGUGUGUACGGCUGAAAGGUCCGCCGCGACGACGCGCGGGUCACCGGUGACGGCGCGGGACCACGUCCUCCUGCUCCACGACCUCGAAGAACUCGCAAAAUUACAUUUCCCGAAGUCCGAGCAGGCGGCGGCGUUGCGAGACGGUAGACUAGCGGAAGUUGUGUGGGACAGGUUGGUGUUAGUGGGCGGCGACGGCCGGGGCGGUCCUCGUGAUGGGGUGCCGCCGUCCUUGCAAGUGCCUGAAGUAGCAAGAGCACGAGCGGCCGCCGUACAUCUGGCCAUGGAGACGUUCUGCGCCAUUCUCGUGCAAAGAGCGUAUCGAGGUUUUGAUGCCGCUAGUAUGUUCAAACGGAACAUCUUCCGGCUGCGCGAGAAGGAUCGACAAAGGGCAGGUGUUGCUAUCAGACGGGCCCAGCGGUUGCUAGCGCAACUCCAAAGAGAUCUGGGGAUCUCGAAGUUCCAGGCUUGCGUGCGCGGGCGGCAGUUUAGAGCUCUCCGGAAGCGAGAGAUGAAGGCCGCGGCGUUACUGCAAGCCUACGCGCGCGGCGUUAGGAAACGAAUGCAAGAUAAAGAGGAGGCCGAGCGUAAAUUGUUAGGCGCGCCGGUCGAGAUCGCGUUCGUCGGCGGCAGGCGAGUCGGCGGCGUGGACUUAGUAUUGACGGUCACGCGGUGCGGCAUGAAUUAUAAAUUUAGUGGCCAGGACUUCGCGGCGCAGACGACGUAUGUUGGGGUUUGUCCUGCGUCGACCGUCGAGGCCGCGAUCAAUGGGGCCAACGCCGACCGACAAAAAGGCGAGAAGAUCAGGAGGCUGAACAACCGCGAGGAUGUGUUAUUUGUGCUCUUGGAUCGGUUGGCGCUGGUCGAUGCGAUCUAUGCGCCGACGAAAGAGUUGCGAGGUGGUGGUCGUGUCUUGGUUGUUGAUGCUUCUAAAAGAGCAAGUGGUGGCGGCCCGUCCGUCUCGAAGCUCCAUGGACUAGGAAGGCGCCUCGACGACGGGGCGCUCAUGCUGCGCGACUACGAGAACAACCAGAGGCGGCACAACGAGGCCCGGGCCGCGCGCGGAUUGGGCCCGAAGCAGCCCUCGGUCAUCGAAUUGCAGAAGGCCAAGGCGGCCUUUAAAGCUAGACUGGGCUCGAACCCCGUGUCCGCGAAGGUACUCCGGGAGCGGAAGAAGGCGGCGCGGAAGCGGCUGGAGGCGCAGGAGGCGGAGGCCCUCUAAGAAUUUGUGGUUUA
This is a messenger RNA of Pelagomonas calceolata, 3354 nucleotides long. NCBI's taxonomy places the organism in Eukaryota, Pelagophyceae, Pelagomonadales, Pelagomonadaceae. The record is from the annotation of a GenBank genome assembly.